AUUAUUAUUAUUUUUUAAGCAGCGAGUAAUUACUUCAACCCCAUGCCCCCACUUCUUGACUCCCCCUUCCUCCUCUCUCAUCAGUUUCUUCCCUUAACAAAGCUGUUCGACCUUUAUUUCUCUUUUUGCGUCUCACUUUAAGCUCCCCAGUUCUCUUACUUCUUGAUUUACAGUGUCUGUGUGAGAGAGUUUUGAAAAGUGUUCGGCUUUUAACAUCCUUCGUUACUGUGAGUUAUUACUUUUACCUAUCUCGCUCCUACCUUGUUCCUACCUUGUUACUUUGAGAGAGAGAGAGAGAGAGAGAGAGAGAGAGAGAGAGAGAGAGGUGGUUGUCAUUCAAGUCUGAACUCGUGGGGUUUGAGAACUGCGUUGCUCCUAGCUGGCAUCAAUUCAAACUUGUGGUUUGAAUUUUUGGUGGUCUUCGAGAGUUGGCGUUGGCUUGGAAGAUGCUUGAUGUUUAAGGUUUAUGAGUAAUGGGUUGGUGAGAUUGUGGACCUGUUCCAGUUCUUUAUCUUCAAUAUCAAGUUCUUUCUUGUGAUUUUUGUUUGGUAAGCUGUAAAAAUAGCUUGCAUUUUUGUCCUUUUCUUUUAAGUUCCUAGCCUUUUAGAUUUCGACUCUUUUCUUCCCUUGCCUUCUUUCUUUCUUUCUUAAGAUUCCUGGGGUUUCCUUUGAUUUUGUUGCGUCAGUUCAUCUUUCAUUUUUCUAACAUAUCUACUUAGUUUUACUAGCACCUUUUCCCUUAACUUCGAAAUUUCUUUGAAUCUGAGUGUUAUCUCCUUUGUAUGUUUUGCAAAUAUAGAUCUCGGAUCCUGGCAUGUGAUCUUGAAUGUGCUUUUAUGGUUCUUCUGGUGCUCCAUUCGUGACAAUGGGUCUAUUGUUUUGGAGCUUUGCUUAGCUUCUUCGACAGCAUCUUUCAUGUUCACAAUGUCACUACAUUUUAAAGAGCUUUCAAAGUGUUCUAUAUUAAUUCUCCUUCGAGAUUUUAAGACAAACAUCCUGUAGAGAGGAUCCUUUCUUACUGCUCAUAGAGUGCAUGUUGGCGAAGUUUUUGCCCUUGGACUGAACUGUGAAGAAGGUAGGAGGCAUCUAAAUAUUGCAAUCGAUUGAAUAUUGGGUUUCAGAUUUGAUUAAGAGUUAAGACAGACUUUUGAGGGUAGUAAAUGCAUGGAUCGAAGGGAUGCUAUGGCGUUGUCUGGCUCUGCUUCCUUCUACAUGCAUAGAGGGAUGGCUGGUUCGGGGACUGGAACACAGUCUGGUUUAAAUGUAUCAUCAGGAAUAAAUCCUUUAACUAGUUCAAGUGUACCAUUUCAAUCUAAUGUUGGAGCCAAUACAAUUGGAUCUACGUUGCCUAUAGAAACUUCAACAGCAAUUCCACCUCACGGUGUAAAUGUGGGUGCACCAUCUGCGAUGCCACCAUCUAGUGAGCCUGUGAAAAGGAAAAGAGGAAGACCAAGGAAAUAUGGACCAGAUGGGUCUGUAUCACUGGCAUUAUCUUCUUCAUUGUCUACACAUCCUGGUACUAUAACCCCAACUCAGAAGCGGGGUAGAGGGCGGCCUCCUGGGACUGGGAGGAAGCAACAAUUAGCUUCCCUUGGUGAAUGGCUAUCUGGUUCAGCAGGGAUGGGCUUUACUCCACAUAUCAUCACCAUUGCAGUAGGAGAAGACAUCGCAACAAAAAUAAUGUCUUUCUCACAGCAAGGACCAAGAGCUAUAUGCAUUUUGUCAGCAAAUGGCGCCGUCUCUACUGUGACUCUCCGUCAGCCAUCAACUUCUGGAGGCACUGUAACAUAUGAGGGGCGCUUUGAGAUUUUAUGUCUGUCGGGCUCUUACUUGGUCACUAACAAUGGCGGCUCUCGUAAUCGAACUGGUGGGCUAAGUGUCUCUCUUGCUAGUCCUGAUGGUCGGGUUAUUGGUGGAGGAAUUGGAGGGAUGCUUAUUGCUGCAAGCCCUGUUCAGGUGAUAGUGGGAAGUUUCAUAUGGGGUGGUUCAAAGACAAAGAACAAGAAAGGAGAAGGUCCAGAAGGUGCCAGAGACAUGGAUCAUCAGGCUGUUGAGAAUCCAGUAACUCCAACUAGUGUUCCGCCUGGUCAGAAUCUUACUCCAACCUCUUCAGUUGGUUUAUGGCCUGGUUCACAGUCUUUAGAUAUGCGCAACGCACAUGUCGACAUUGAUUUGAUGCGCGGUUGAUGAUUUCUGUUGAUUGCUUCGUGGGUAAAUGUAUAUAUUCCGCUGUUUUCAGCACUUGUCUCAUCUCCUGAAAUCCAGCGAUCAGGAUUGAAGUCUGCUGAUUCUGAGCGUGAAUUUCUCGCUUCAUUUAACCUUAACAGGCUAUGGUUGUACUCAUUUUGCAGCUUAAUGACAAUUAGCUUUAGUGCCUGUGAAUUUAGCCAUCAAUUUUUCUGAGGAAGAUGUUCCAUGACAAAAGUGGCCAGCCAUGGUCACGUCUAAUCUUCUCUCAAACUUUGGUAUUCAGUUGCUCUAAAUUGUCGUCGUUAGGGAGAGAUUAAGAACUGCAAGGUUUUAUUAUUAUUAUUAUUAUUAUUAUUCUAAUACUGAAGUUAACAUAUUUGAGUUUGCCAAA
Messenger RNA from Manihot esculenta (cassava), 2581 nucleotides. RefSeq names its product AT-hook motif nuclear-localized protein 9. The transcript is spliced from 5 exons. The record is from RefSeq and is a predicted model, not a curated record. Gene Ontology annotation, molecular function: minor groove of adenine-thymine-rich DNA binding. Bases 1165 to 2187 code for a protein of 340 amino acids. NCBI's taxonomy places the organism in Eukaryota, Viridiplantae, Streptophyta, Magnoliopsida, Malpighiales, Euphorbiaceae.